CCCCUUUGAACCCUGGCUUCUUUAUUUAAAAAGAGGAGACAAUUCUCUUACCUCACAGGGAGGUAAGAGAAUGCCUCUACCUGGCACCUACUAGGGUUUUCCACAAAUGGGAGUUUCCUCCUCACCCUCCACCGCUGCCACACACGUACUCCUUGGAGACCCAGCCCUGCUGCUGUCACAAAUUUCAGUGAUGUCACAGCCCCCCUCCCUGGAAGCUCCAGCACAGCCCUCCUGACAGCCAGCCUGAGUGCUGGCCGAACUGAGAGGGGCAGGGUGCAGGUGGUGCCUGAUACCAGUCUUGCCCCAGAUACCUGUCUUUGAGGUCUCACGGCCCCACUAUGAGUCCAUCAGCAAGGAAGAGGCCCAAGAAUAGAAUGGUUUCCAAGCUACAAGAUGAAGAACCACAGGACAAGAUACCGCAACCUGUCAGCAAAGCAAUUAGGCGGAACCGACUUAAGAUGGUAUUAAAAAACUUGUCGCUCUUGAAGCUGCUCAAGAGCUCAAACCCCCGGAUCCAAGAACUGCAUAACUUGGCCAAAAGGUGUUGGAAUUCGUUGCUCAGAGUUCCGAAGAUCCUUGGGAUCUCCACCAGGAGCAGUAAUGUCUGCGAUAGAGUGGAACAAGAUAAUGAAGAGCUCCAAGAGGCUGAGUGCCCUGAGAAGACACUGGAAUCCAAGAAAUUACAGUCCACAGGGGAGCUCAAGCAGGGGUUGGGGGAGAGGAACAAGGCACAGGAGUCACCUGCAGCAGUGCUCCAGGGCAAAGAGCAGAUGGAGCCUGAGCUCCCAAGGACAUCGAAGGAUCAUGGCCUGACCGCUUUCCCUGGAGCCCAGGGAAGGCAAUCACCUAAAGGAGAACCCCGCAUCAUCUUCCUGAAGACCUACCAGCACAAAACUCCCAUGGGGGACAAGCAGCAGCUGGAGGCAGCUGAUCAGUGGAUCUGGUUUGAGGGGUUGCCCACCCGAAUCCACCUCCCCGGGCCUCGGGUGAUGUGCAGAUCGUCCACCCUGCGCUGGGUCAAGCGCUGCUGCACGCGCUUCUGCUCUGCGUCACUCGAGCUGCCCAUGUGCCAUCCGUACAGAGUGUGACGACACCACUGCCAGGCCGGGGUGGUGUGACCUUGGACGGGAGCCAGAGGUGUGACAACGGAGACGGCGCAAUCAUCUGAGCGGGAGGGAUGGGCGGGAAAAUUCACGAGUGUACAAAUAAAAUCUCCC
Molecule: messenger RNA, 1217 nt
Organism: Panthera uncia (snow leopard)
Lineage: Eukaryota; Metazoa; Chordata; Mammalia; Carnivora; Felidae
Gene: TP53TG5
Product: TP53 target 5
Exons: 5
Coding region: 339-1088 (249 amino acids)
Source: RefSeq, a predicted model, not a curated record